Messenger RNA from Dendrobium catenatum, 1947 nucleotides. Its product is annotated as heat stress transcription factor A-1. Gene Ontology annotation, cellular component: nucleus. Gene Ontology annotation, biological process: regulation of transcription by RNA polymerase II. NCBI's taxonomy places the organism in Eukaryota, Viridiplantae, Streptophyta, Magnoliopsida, Asparagales, Orchidaceae. Bases 259 to 1629 code for a protein of 456 amino acids. The record is from RefSeq and is a predicted model, not a curated record. The transcript is spliced from 2 exons. Gene Ontology annotation, molecular function: DNA-binding transcription factor activity; RNA polymerase II cis-regulatory region sequence-specific DNA binding.
UUUUGCUCAUCCCCAUUGGUUUCAAGCAGAUUGGUUUCCCGCAGCAAUUGCUCUCUUUCUCUCGUCGAACGGUCUCUUUCUAUCUCAGAACUGUUAGCGCCACCACCGUUUUCGUAGCGCAACCUUUCUACGGAUGGAUGGAUUCGCCUCUCCUAUUUCUUUGUUAUUUGACUCAUUUCCGACCACUGCCUCGUACGAAGACUGUGGAAACCGGAUGACCACAGCUUAAUUGAUCUACGACCGCGGAUCGUCGAAGAGAUGGAGGGAGGAAGUAGCGGAGCGGUUCUGGCCGGUGGAGGGCCUCCACCGUUCCUUAGUAAGACGUAUGAUAUGGUGGAUGAUCCCACGACGGACUCGAUCGUGUCUUGGGGGCCGGGAAACAACACCUUCGUUGUGUGGAACCCGCCAGAGUUUGCGCGUGAUCUCCUUCCCAAGUACUUUAAGCACAACAACUUCUCCAGCUUCGUCCGCCAGCUCAAUACCUAUGGAUUUAGGAAAAUUGAUCCUGAUCGCUGGGAAUUUGCAAAUGAGGGAUUCUUACGAGAUCAGAAACAUCUUUUGAAAAACAUAAACAGGAAAAAAACCUCCCAUGCGCAUACUCAGCCCCAGGCUCUUCCACAGAAUACUUCAGUCACAUCAUGUGUUGAGGUUGGCAAAUUUGGCUUAGAUGAAGAGAUUGAGAGGCUCAAGCGGGAUAAAAAUGUUCUCAUGCAGGAACUCGUAAGGCUAAGGCAGCAGCAGCAAACCACAGACAAUCAGCUGCAAGUCUUAAACAAGCGUAUUCAGGGAAUGGAACAGCGCCAGCAACAAAUGAUGUCAUUCUUAGCUAAGGCCAUGAACAGCCCAGGAUUUUUAGCCCAACUGGUGCAGCAGAACAAUUCCAAUAACCAACUAAUAUCUGGAGGCACCAAGAAGAGAAGGUUACCUAAUCAAGAAGAGUUUCAGGCUGAAAGUGCCUCUCGUGAUGGACAAAUAAUUAAGUAUCAGCCAUUGAUGACAGAUGCAGCCAAGUCCAUGCUGAUGCAAAUAUUAACUUCAGAGACCUCUCCUAGGUUGGAUUCUUAUAACAAGCCUGAUGCUUUAGACAGUAGCAGGAGUUGUUCAAGUAGGAGCUCUGGAGUCACCUUUCAGGAGGUCCCUUUGAGUUCUGCAAUGCAGUUUGUCCCGGCGAACUCUGUAGUCUCAGCAGUUUGUUCUCCAUCCGCUUUAUCUGAAAUACAAUCUUCCCCAAUUGUUACAGAUCCAGGAAAUUACAAUCUUCCCCAGCCGGAUCUUGGUUUCCCAGAUCAAAUUCCUACUAUGAGCUAUGCAGCUUCUGAAGCAGAAAGUGCUUUUGUUCAGUCCAUUGCUGGACUUGAUGGGAUGAUUCCUCUAGAUUUGGAGAAGUUUUCCGGUGAUGCUGACAUUGACGUCUUUAGCGACGGCGAUGAUGGCACGAAACUUCCCGGCAUUGUCGACUCUUUCUGGGAGCAAUUCCUUUCAGCUAGCCCAAUAUCUGUUGACAAUGAAGAGGUUAAUUCUAGCCUUCCUGAAGCUAAAGUGCAAGGGCGAGGGUGGGAUGGAGUUCAUAACAUGGACAACCUAACGGAGCAGAUGGGUCUUCUUGCUUCCAAAUCUAAAGUCUUAUAACUGCUAAUUUACUUGGAAUUAUAAUUGCAGGUAAUAUAGAGAUUUCGUUAUGUACCUAUAAGCUGACAUUAACGAACCUAUAAGCUAUGUUUUAUGGAUGUAGAACGGUGUCCGGGAGAUCAAUUAGAAUGUGUCACGUCAGCCGUACAGAGCCGCGGUAUCAAGGGGGUGAUGUGGCAUAUUCUGAUUGGUAUUCGGACGACGCCGAGCUUCAUCAGUAUCAGUAAUGAGAGCAGCAAACAGUAGUUGGUAGAGAUCAUUGACUUCCAAAGAAAGCUUUCACGGAGUUUUCCGUUUGAUAAUCACUUUGAUCUCUUA